AUGGCGAAGCGUGAUGUCAAGACUAUCGGCUACAUUGGCCUCGGCAAUGCAGGCUUUUCGAUGGCCAGCAACCUGCCCAAGAACGGAUACAGUCUCGUUGUCUACGACCAGGACCAGAAGAAAGUAGAAAGGGCAGUACGAGAAUGGAAGAACACCUCAUCCGGCGCAUCCUCCUCAGGAACUCUAAAGGGGCGAGCCUUCCAGGACUGCGACGUGAUCAUCACAAUGCUUCCACACGGCGGCAUCGUUCGUGAUGUACUCAUCCCACAGGGCGCAGAGUCCGGACCAGGGCUUGCAUCGGCUCUCAGAAAAGGGACUAUCGUUGUCGACACGUCCUCCUCUUCUCCCUUUGAGACACAAGCUCUCGGAAAGGAUUUAGAUCAAAGUGGAAUACAUCUCAUUGACAGUCCUAUUACGCAGACUUACAUGCACGCCACAGAUGCGGGACAGUCGACGUUGAUGGUCGGUUGCGAUGAAGAGCAACACUUCGAAACCGUCAAGCCUAUCCUUGAAUGCAUGGCCAGCUAUAUCUUCCACAUGGGCCCACUGGGCUCCGGCCACGCCAUGAAAACACUCAACAACUACAUCAUGGCCUCGUCAAUCUGUGCACUCUCAGACUCAUUGGUGACGGGCCAGAAAUUCGGCCUUGACCCGCAGAAGAUGAUCGACGUGUUGAACGUCGGCACCGGCGUCAAUUUCCCCACCCUCGACACCUUUCGGCGAGAUGCGUUGACGAGAAACUUCAAUUCGGGAUUUGGACUGGCGCUGUUGGUGAAGGAUCUCGGUAUCACGCAGAAGUUCAUGGAGAAUAGUGCAUUUGAGACCAAGUUGCCAGGCCUGUUGAGGAAAUAUCUCAGCCAUUCGUUGGAUGUCAUUGGGCCGGAGAGAGCAGCUGUAGCGGACCAUACGGAGUGUAUUCGUGGGUGGGAGGAGAGAGCGGGUGGUGGCCUCACUAUUCGGAAGACGGAGAAUGUGAGUGAUAUCCCUGCGAAGGAUUUUGAGCAUCGUAGAUUGGGGUUGAAUAGGAAGUGA
Exophiala bonariae is the source of this 1032-nucleotide messenger RNA. RefSeq lists its product as uncharacterized. Lineage: Eukaryota; Fungi; Ascomycota; Eurotiomycetes; Chaetothyriales; Herpotrichiellaceae. Bases 1 to 1032 code for a protein of 343 amino acids. The transcript has a single exon. Gene Ontology annotation, molecular function: oxidoreductase activity, acting on the CH-OH group of donors, NAD or NADP as acceptor; NAD binding; NADP binding. The record is from RefSeq and is a predicted model, not a curated record.